Messenger RNA from Striga hermonthica, 1020 nucleotides. Lineage: Eukaryota; Viridiplantae; Streptophyta; Magnoliopsida; Lamiales; Orobanchaceae. The record is from the annotation of a GenBank genome assembly.
AUGUCGGACGCCUUGAUCAACGGCCUCGCCGGUGCCGGCGGUGGAAUAAUCGCUCAGCUCAUCACCUACCCUCUUCAAACUGUAAAUACUCGUCAACAAACAGAGAGAGAUUCGAAGAAGGAAAAACCGAAACUCGGAAUCGUGGAUCAAAUGUGUCAGGUUGUAAAACAAGAAGGGUGGGGUCGCCUGUAUGGGGGAUUAGCUCCAUCGAUUGUAGGCACGGCCGCAUCUCAGGGUGUGUACUAUUAUUUUUAUCAAGUAUUCAGAAAUAAGGCCGAGUUAACUGCCCUUGAACGGAAGAAGAAAGGUAUCGGUGAUGGUUCAGUCGGAAUGCUUUCAUCACUUAUGGUUGCUGCUCUAUCCGGGUGCGUAAAUGUGCUGCUAACAAACCCUAUAUGGGUGGUUGUGACCCGCAUGCAGACUCACACAAAGAAAAGACAACCAAACAAUACUGAUUCUCCAUCUCCCAAAGAAUUAAUUCUUUCUGCAGUGGAACCUCUUCCUUUUGGUACUACCCACGCGAUUCAAGAAGUUUAUGGUGAAGCUGGAGUCUUGGGAUUCUGGAAAGGUGUUUUUCCCACACUGAUCAUGGUGAGCAAUCCUUCUAUACAGUUUAUGCUUUACGAGACUUUCUUGAAGAAGCUUAAGCGGCAGCGUCUUUUGAGUAGUAAGGGUGCCAAUGGGUGUCACUGCAUUAGAGGUAUUUUUUUGCUAGGAGCUUUGGCUAAACUGGGAGCUACAGUUGUGACAUAUCCUCUUUUAGUUGUGAAGUCAAGACUUCAAGCAAAACAAAAUGCUGGUGGUGACAAGAGGCAUCAGUACAGAGGCACAUUGGACGCCAUACUGAAGAUGUUACGUUAUGAAGGUAUAUACGGUUUCUACAAAGGCAUGGGCACAAAAGUUGUACAAAGUGUUCUUGCAGCUGCUGUUCUUUUCAUGGUUAAGGAGGAACUUGUUCGAGGUAGCAGAUGGUUAUUAACUAGGGGUUCGGUGGGUUCAGUAAAACCAAAGCCGCACUGA